Rubroshorea leprosula is the source of this 2304-nucleotide messenger RNA. NCBI's taxonomy places the organism in Eukaryota, Viridiplantae, Streptophyta, Magnoliopsida, Malvales, Dipterocarpaceae. The record is from the annotation of a GenBank genome assembly.
UGAAAGUUGGGAAGAGGUAGCGAGUUUCAGAGGAAUCAAUCAUUCAUUCCGUUAUCAGCAAUGGCGAAACACGAAGAACUUCCGGUUCCUAUUUACUCCUCUCUGGAGCCCGUCUACGGCGAAGGAUCUCAGCUCGAGGAAGCACAGCUCCGAUUCAACAAUUUGAAGGCCAAGUUCGAACAAGUCUUUGGCCACGCUCCUGACGUCUUCGCUCGAUCUCCAGGACGAGUGAAUUUGAUCGGAGAACACAUUGACUAUGAGGGGUAUUCUGUGUUGCCGAUGGCAAUCCGGCAAGAUACUAUUGUGGCCAUCCGUAAGCGCGGUGCAGGAGAGGAGAAGGUUCUCCGAAUUGCCAAUGUCAACGAAAAGUACAGCAUGUGCAUUUACCGUGUUGAUCCUAACCAGGAAGUUGACUUGAAAAAUCACAAAUGGGGCCACUAUUUCAUUUGUGGAUAUAAAGGUUAUUAUGAGUACACUAAGUCAAAAGGAGUGAAUGUUGGUGAGCCGGUUGGUCUUGAUGUUCUUAUUGAUGGAACAGUGCAUACAAGUUCUGGCCUAUCAAGCUCUACGGCAUUUGUUUGCUCAUCUACAAUUGCCAUUAUGGCUGUUUUUGAUGUAAAUUUCCCCAAGAAAGAAAUUGCCCAACUUACAUGCGAUUGUGAACGACACAUAGGAACGCAGUCUGGUGGGAUGGACCAGGCAAUCUCUGUCAUGGCCAAAUCUGGAUUUGCUGAGCUCAUUGAUUUCAACCCUAUUCGUGCAACUGAUGUGCAACUUCCUGCUGGAGAAACCUUUGUGAUAGCCAAUUCCUUGGCAGAAUCUCAAAAGGCAGUUACUGCUGCCACUAAUUAUAAUAACAGAGUUGUUGAAUGUCAAUUGGCUGCUGUAAGUUCUGUUUCCUGAAACCUGGUCACAAAAAAUAGUUUCUAGUCUUUUCAUAUAAAGGUGAGGAGUACAAAAAUAAGCGUGAUUGUGUGUGCAUCUAAGCUAUAAAAUAAACCGCCUUGUUGCUGAAAGACAUUGUCUCAUGCAUACUUGCACUAGAGCUAGCAGAACAAGGGAGGAAAUGUAGAAAUUGCAACUUGUAUGGUCUCAUGAACGUAGGUUUCUAUUGUAAUUGUUUUGUACUUACUAUAUAUUUGCUGGAAAUAGAUUGUGCUUUGUAUAAAGCUGGGAAUGAAGCCACAAGAAGCAAUAUCCAAAGUCAAAACUCUUUCUGAUGUUGAAGGGUUAUGUGUAUCAUUUGCUGAAGGUUGUGGUUCUUCUGAUCCUGUGCUUGCUGUCAAGGAGUAUUUGAAGGAGGAGCCAUAUACAGCUGAAGAAAUUGAGAAAAUCACUGAGGAAGGUCUGCCAUCCAUCUUGGGAGAUAAUCCAACUUCAUUGGAUGUGCUAAAAGCUGCCAAGCACUUUAAAUUACGUCAGAGAGCUGCUCAUGUGUACUCUGAAGCCAGGCGGGUUUAUGCAUUCAAGGAUACUGUUUCAGCAAGCUUAAGUGAGGAGGAGAAGCUAAAGAAGCUUGGUGAGCUUAUGAAUGAUAGCCAUCACAGCUGUAGCGUUCUAUAUGAAUGCAGCUGCCCAGAGCUCGAAGAAUUAGUUAAAGUAUGCCGAAAUAAUGGUGCUUUGGGUGCAAGGCUUACCGGGGCUGGGUGGGGUGGUUGUGCAGUGGCUCUAGUUAAAGAAAGUAUUGUGCCGCAGUUCAUCCUCAAUUUAAAGGAAUCAGGAACAAUUCUACCAUUCGAGAAUAGACAAAGGUGUGAUCAACAAGAAUGAUAUUGGACUCUAUGUGUUUGCUUCCAAACCAUCAAGCGGUGCUGCAAUUUUCAAAUUUUAGUCAGUUAAGCUGUCCUUAGUGCUGUUAGAUGUGAAGAUACCAUAUAAUAAUUUCCCUACUUCAGUUGAAUAAAACUCUCAUCCUAACCGGGUUUGGUUUUUGGUUUAAAUAAUUACGUAACCCAAAUAUUUGUUCAAUCUAACAAGAUUUCAUUCUUUUUGACAAGAAAUUGUGACUUUGUACAUGCAAUGUGAAAUUUGCUUAUAAAUUUCUUAUAAUCCUAUAUGUGGCGAAGAAUGCUUUGGUCUUUCUUUUUGAGGUUCUUUUGUGCCCAACAACCUCUUUCAGUUGGAGACUUGGUCAUAGCAUAAUACUUUUCUGUGACACAGUAUUAAGGAUUGAAAGAACAAAAAGGUUUUACACGGGGCUGGGUCGAAUCCAGUCCAGGGGAGGGGGAGUGCACCAUAGAGUGGCUAUUGUCACUUGGUCCGAAAGGUUCGUUGUUUUUUAUAUAAUAAUUAAUAUUUUAUAAU